Molecule: messenger RNA, 6053 nt
Organism: Toxotes jaculatrix (banded archerfish)
Lineage: Eukaryota; Metazoa; Chordata; Actinopteri; Toxotidae
Gene: tex2
Product: testis expressed 2
Exons: 13
Coding region: 360-3923 (1187 amino acids)
Cellular component (GO): endoplasmic reticulum
Molecular function (GO): lipid binding
Source: RefSeq, a predicted model, not a curated record
UCCUGCCAUGGGGUUGGGGGGUGGGGGGAGUCAGGUUUGAUCACUGUCUGCUUGGACUCUCGCUGGGGUGCACAGGCCAGCCAGCGCUCGGCUGCCAGCCGUGCUCCGUCCCUCCGCAGGCUCCGGGCUGCAGAUAAAAGCGCUCCACGCAGGGAUCCUCAUCGCAUUACGCAGAUUCACAGCCUGGGUGUAGGGUGAGCCACUGGCCUGCACACGGAGAUGCUAUAACUACGACAAGAUUAAAGACAUGUUAGGACCAUGAUCCAUGGCUGUGCUCUGUGUGUCAGUGCAGGUUGUGUUGCAGGAGGAGAUUGAAUGCCUCUAAAAUCUCAAGGCUGUGAGCCCUGUGCAGGGUGGUGAUGAGCAGUCAGGGCAGCAGCAGCAGGGGAAGUGACCAGCAUGCUGACACUCCUCCCCCUCGUCACUCCCCUGGACCCAAGCUGCAGGUGCAGCGCUCCCUCUCUCGUGACACCAUCACCAUCCACUUCUCUGCUCUGGGGAAGGAGGAAGAUGAUGAGGAAGAAGAGCUUUACGGGGUACCUGUUGGAGCUAAAUCUGGGAUGGAUGGUGCAGGGGGACUCCAAGGUCUAGAAGCUUCAGGGGCUGACGACCAGUCUAUUGCCACAGGCUUGGAAGCAAAAGAGGAGCUGCUGUUUGAAUCCACAGGAGUGGAGGCCUUCUCUGGAGCUGCUGUGCUCCCUGUUUCAUCCACCACCCUGUCUGUUCAAUCCUCAGAUCCUCAUUCACACACACCUUCUGCAGCCAUGACUAUUAUCCCCACCUCCACACACUCCCACCUGAGCUCCAGCCCACCUGCCAGUUCCUCUUGGCCCUCUGAUCGACCCACAGCUAAUCCUCCAUGUACAAGCUCCAGCUCCUCCUCCUCCCCUUGUAAGUCUGCUGCGCUGUCGUCCUCCAAGCCUUUUCUCAGCCUGGUCAGGUCUUUGUCCAAUGAUGUUGAAUCUCGAGAAUCCACACCUGCACCCACCACAGUGGCACCAUCUCAUGCACGCCACAGACACUUAAUGAAAUCUUUUGUUAAGUCUCUAUCCACGGACACUUCAAAGGCCGAACAUCAGGAAGGGCCUCUUCACCACUAUCUUCAUCAGCAGCAGCAAAUACAGCCAUCCCAUCGGCCCCCACCCCGCAACAUGCAGCUGUUCAAGCAGUUCUCCCAGCCUCGAUUAUCCUCCAGCCCUGUCACUGUCUCUCAAGCAGGUGGAGACUCCAAAACAGCCCCUUCUUCCCCCAUCAUGUCCCCAGAUGGUAGGUCUUUCUUCAAAGUGCAAGAGGUGGAAGCCAAGAUAGAAGACACCAAGCGGCGGCUGUCAGAGGUGAUGUCAGACCCCAUGCAGCUUUUCAGUAAGAUCAUGGGGGAUGAGUCUGGUGUGGGAGCUGGUGGAAGUGCCAGUCAUCGCGCCAAAUCGCUGUCCUCCAGUGCGUCAGAGCUCAGUGGAGUUACAGCGGUAAAUGGACAUGCAGAAGGUAACAAUAACUACAGCAUCAAGGAGGAGGAAGGGGUAGAAGGGGAAGAAGAGGAAGAAACACCCACGGGCAAGGGCCCAGACUCAGUUUUUUUCUCCUUCCCAUCACUGCCACCAGCUCCAGCCCAGGCCUCCUCAUCCAAUCUCCACAAGUCUCCUUCUCUUACUCUGGGCCGCUGCUCUAUGUCAGCCCUGGUAGCUCGACAGGAAGAUGAGGACUUCUGUGAACUGUACAGUGAAGACUUUGAGUUAUGUACUGAUACAGAGACACCAGAUGGGGAUCGUCCCGGGUCCCGGCAGCCCCAUACUGGUAGCACUGGUUUGUGUAGUGAAGUUGAUAUGGAGGAAGACGAGAAAGCGGAGGAGGAGGUGGAGACUGUGCCUGUGACUGGCCUCAUCUUCUUAACGCAGUUGGUGUACUGGUACUUAGUCCUUCCGGUGCCACCUUGUGUAUGUGCAGUGGUGCAUGGGAUAGCAGCUGGGUUCAUGUUGGCCUUGCUGGUCCUUUGGCUGUCCUCUCCUCGACGCUCCUCAUCAGGCAUGAGAAAGGGGAGAGGAAGGAUAAGCCACUGGAAUGUGGCCCAAUUGGAUAUAAAAGAACCAGGAAUAUUCAAGGGCUGGAUGAAUGAGAUCCACAGCUACGACCCAGAGAUGUACCACGCCACCCUGACCCACUCUGUUUACGUCCGUCUGGAAGGUUCUGUCUUGCGUCUGUCCAAGCCCAACCGGAACAUCUCCCGUCGGGCUGCACACAACGAGCCUAAACCAGACGUCACCUACAUCAGCCAGAAGAUCUAUGACCUGACCGACAGCAAGAUCUACCUGAUGCCCCAGAGCUUGGCCAGGAAGAGAGUUUGGAAUAAAAAGUACCCUAUUUGCAUUGAGCUGGCCAAGCAAGAAGACUUCAUGUCCAAGGCCCAGGGAGAGAGGCCUGAGCCUGGGGAGGACAAAUUAACUGGGCUGGGUGAGAAGCUAGAAAGAACAGACAAAAGUGAGAAAGCUGAAGGAUCAGCACCAGCAGAGGAACCCAAAAGACCAACUUCUGGAGGAGGGGAUCUGACAAUCUACCUGUUUGGGAGGACGGGUCGGGAAAAGGAAGAGUGGUUCCGGAGAUUUCUUCUAGCAUCCCGAAUGAAGUCAGAGGGGAGAAGCGGCAGUCUGCCUGGCAUCUGCAAGAGUGCCUUCCUGCCCUCCCACAGCCGCAGUAGCAGCACCCAAUCUGGUGGAGGCCUGGAGGCUGACAGCAGGAGCAGCAGCCGGGGAAGCCAGGAGGAGCUCUCACAGUCUCGUCACAGAGAGACCUCCUCUGCUCUCUCCUGUGGCUCUGCUGGAGGGAUGAAGCAGAAGAUGCUGUUGGACUAUAACGUCUACAUGGCCAAAUAUGUCAACCCCCAGGGACCACCAAGAAGCCCGACUGCCACUGGUAGCCCUGGGAACAGUCCUGACAGCAGCCCCAAAACUACCAAAAAGUUACGCCAGAGUUCAGAAGAGACCGAGGAGCCCGAGGCCUGGGUUAAUGCUUUUCUGGGAAGGAUAUUCUGGGACUUCCUGGGAGAGAAGUACUGGGCCAAUGUAGUCUCCAAAAAGAUCCAAAUGAAGCUCAGUAAAAUCAGGCUGCCAUAUGUUAUGAAUGAGCUGACUUUGACAGAGCUAGACAUGGGCUUUUCCAUCCCUAAGAUCCUUCAUGCCUCCAAACCCUCUGUGGACCACCAAGGUCUGUGGUUUGAUCUGGAGGUCUCCUACACAGGCUCCUUCCUCAUGACACUAGAGACCAAGAUGAACUUGGCCCGGCUCGGGAAGGAGGGCGAGGGGCUCGGAGAGCACGGGAAAGAAUGGGCUAGGCCACGGACAUACUGUCUGGCAGACAGCGAUGAGGAGUCGUCUAGUGCUGGCUCAUCGGAUGAGGAGGAUCCUCCAGAACUCCUCAGUGACAAACCUAUUCUGCCUGGAGGAGAGGGCUAUGUGGGAGGCCACAGGCCCAGCAAGAUCAUGCGCUUUGUGGACAAGAUAGCCAAGUCGAAGUACUUCCAGAAAGCCACAGAGACGGAGUUCAUUAAGAAGAAGAUGGAGGAGGUGUCCAACACACCCCUGCUGCUCACCGUGGAGGUGCAAGAGUGCCGCGGGACACUCGCUGUCAACAUCCCACCUCCACCCACAGACAGGAUAUGGUAUGGUUUCCGGAGUCCGCCUCACCUGGAGCUGAAAGCACGGCCUAAACUGGGUGAAAGGGAGGUCACUCUAGUUCACGUGACUGACUGGAUUGAGAAGAAACUGGACCAGGAGUUCCAGAAAAUAUUUGUGAUGCCAAACAUGGAUGACGUGUGGCUACCCAUAAUGCACUCUGCCAUGGACACGCGUUCAAAUGCCAACUUGGUUACUGUGACAAAUGAUGCCUUGAAGGACCCAGAACCCGAAGAGUCUGAGGUCUCUGACAUGUGAAGAGGUGCUGGUCAAAGUGUACUCUGAUGGAUAUUUUAUCACCGUGGCAAUAUGACAAGUCCCCUGCCCCACUCAGAAAACCACAGGUGCAACAAUGGGCCAGGCAAACUCUCCAAUAUUUUUACUCCUGCCCCAGACCCAUUGAAGCACCCGUCUGUGGCCAUUCAUGAAGUGCACUCACAAAACAGGGAAGUGUUGGCAAGCUCCUAAUCAUUUGUGGCCACUAAACGCAGGAGAACGAAAGAGAAAUUUGACUCAUAGACUGUCAUCCAAUCACACAGUUUUAUUUGUGUGACAUCAAAUAUUAUGAUUCAUUCUCUGAUGAAAUACAAUACAUGGGGCAUGUUGAGACUGUCUUAACGAAUGUGCGUGGUGGUGGAUUGACACAUAGCCAUCUGUUUCAACCUGAAGAACCAUAAUACCUGUGAUGUACAGCUGCACCAAACAUGAUAGUUGUACAACGUAAACUUUUUCGUGUGACCUUUCCAGUUGAGAAGUUUAUUGUUGCUCUAACUCUAUGAGAACUUUGAGGCCACUGAUGAAGGGUGUGUAAGUCUGAGUGAGGGAAUAAUCCUAAAAUUUGCAGAUGACUUUGCUGAAUUAAUAUAAACAUUUCACAGGGAUAUCAAGACUCAUUUAACACCCAUCCACACUGCUGCCUGUGCCAGCCGCCUGGCACUUAUAUGCAAACAGAUCAAUGGCGCUGUGUCCAUCAAAGAUACUGAGUCAGUUUAAAUCCUCUAUGGACACUGUCAUAACGUACAGCCUGUGUGCUUUUUACUGUGUGGUAGGGAUUAGAGCUAAAACUGACUUUAGUGGGAUGAAUUAAAAUAUAUCAGCAAACACAGCAGCUAAACAUCGCCUAGGUCUGAUGAAUGUAUAAAUAGGAAUGCAGCUCCUUAGCUCAUUCAAGGAAAAGCUCAUUCACUGACAACAUGCUUCUACACAACAUGCUUCAAGACUUUUUUCAUGUUAUAUUCAGAGUUGAGCAUAAGUAAUAAUUUUCUGUUUUUCUUGCCAAAGCAAUCUUUCAGUCCUGUUUGAAGGAUACGGUGUGAGGUAAACAGUGACGAAUAAGCAAUCGGAUUAUUAACCUGUGUUCCCACUGAUGCCAGUCCAGUGAUGUACAGUCAAUGUCUGGAUAAUUGUAGCUGGAAAGUCAUGAGACAGUGAAAUAACCUGAAGGGAGUGAUUUUUUAAUUUUUUAUUUAAUUUUUUUUAUGAGGGGGUAGCAGGAGUCUCAAACGGUGUUGAUGUGGUAACACAUAUGUUUUAGGUGAAAAGAGCUGGAAACAUACCCACUCUGCCUGUUUUAUCUGAAUAAAUAACAUACUGGAUAUUAGCCAUAUUAUUUAAUGUUGUCAGCAGACAUUGAGCUAAAGAAUGCUUUUUGUUGACUUAUUUAUUGAUUUGCUGUUAUUUCUGUACUGUACACAUUAAAAAGGAAUAAACCAGAACAACAGCAAAGCUGUAAUCUGCCAAGACACUCGGCUGCUUUACAGGUGACAUUUACUUUACAUGCUUUACGUUAAAAUAUGUGUGUUGGCAAAGUGUAUGAGGCAGAAAGUGCCUUUAAAAUAAACAUUCCUCCAUUGUGAGCCACCACAUUUGUUGCGUCAGUUGGGGAUAGAGAGAAAAAGUCUUUGUGCCAUUACUUGUGUCUGUUAAGACAUAUUUGUUUUCACAGGUUUCGUUGUUCAUUUUCACAGUGAUGAAAAUAUCAAACAUUGCUGUUGUGUUCAGUGAUGUCACAGAAUGUUACGGUUCUGAUCGUUGUGGAUCAAUAAAACCUUUUGCUUGGAAAGAAUUACUGCGACUCUGUGGUUGUGACAGAAUCUACAGACCUAUUCAAAAUGCUUGUUAAAAUUUCUAAUUUCCUGUAUUUGUGCAUUUUUUUGCAGAAAAAAAAAAGUGAUUGUUCUGAACUGCAUUUAGAUGAUGUGCCUUGCUUUAAAAGAGUGACUUGGAGAAGUUGCCAAGAAACCCCAGUUAUGACAAGACAUGAUCUCGCACCACUGUAGACCUUUGUGAAUGGCCAGUGAAAAGGCCAUUCAGGUUCAGAAAAGUGCUUUAACUGAACUCAAUUUACUAAAACAUGUAAGAUGAAAUAAAUGAACAACACUGUUUCAG